GAUUUACAAGGUAGGCAUGCAUUUAAAAGCAUCAUAAAUGUCGGAAAUCAAAUACUUGUGGGAAUAUUGUAUGAUUUGUUCUUAACAUAAUUAUGUUGGUAGUUGCGUUGAAGGAAACGUAUCGCAAUUUUACCAAGUGUACUUGAAGGCAUCUCAAGGGGCGGGAACUCUUGGCAAGUGACCACCAGUUCUUUUCUUCAAUGCAGAAGAGGCGUGUAGAGUGCAAGAUUACCGGUGAAUUGUUAUGGAAUAAAUGAAUAGUCGUACGUGAACUACAGCUCAGCGGUUUGUUUACCGUGUUUUGUUCACAAUCCUUGGGCCGGAGUUGCGGCGUCAUGUCGACCGGCUGGUGGAGUAGCGAUGUGGUAACCCAUGGCCUCAUGGCGCUGUUCGCCAUGGGCUCGUGGAUUUCCGUCAACAGUUUGUGGGUCGAGCUCCCAAUCGUCGUCAACGUGCUGCCUGAAGGUUGGAACUUACCGGCCUACCUGUCAGUGCUGAUAGCAUUCGGCAACAUCGGCCCUGUUGCGGUGACCGUGACGCACCACUGCGCGCCAGGCCGAUUGAACGAACGCUUGCUUAUCCACUGCAUCCAGGUGCUGGCAGUGGUGGCGUCAGCGCUGCUGGCCAUCUUCUGGAAAGACUCUAUGGUGGUGGCAGGGGAGCUGCGCUCGGUGCCCUUCCUGCUAAUCACCUUUGUAUUGUCACUGGUGUGCUGCACAUCCAACGUCACCUUCCUGCCCUUUAUGUUCCGCUACCCUCCACAGUACAUUCGCACCUUUUUCGUCGGCCAGGGCUUGAGCGCGCUGUUACCGUGUGUGGUGGCGCUGGGGCAAGGCGUGGGUCAGCUAGAGUGCCCCAUCGUCAAUGGCACCGUGCAGCCGACCCACCUCGAGGAGAACUUCCCUGCGCAAAACUUCUUCUGGUUCUUGUUUGUCAUGCUGUUCAUAUCCGCUCUGAGCUUCCUGGCUUUGACACGGAGGCCGACAGCCUCCAAAGACGCGCCAGCCGACGACACACAAGGUUCCUACACAAAUAUAAGAACCGACAAUGUAACUGUUAAGAGUGGCGACGAGACGCAUCCACUCAGCAACGGCAGUUCACCGUCGCCCCAAGAGGAGGUGCACCUUGAUGAGGCGCCGUCGCCAGCCAUGCAGACUUUUUGGACGCUACACAAUGUCUACCUCUUGGCCCUGCUCGCCGUCUCUAAUGCGCUCACCAACGGCGUCCUGCCAUCCGUCCAGAGCUUUACCUGUUUACCCUACGGCAACAUGGCCUUCCACCUCUCAGUGGUCCUCGGCAACAUCGCCAACCCUCUGGCUUGCUUCCUCGCCAUGUUUGUGAUCCUGAGGUCCUCUGCACGUCUGGGUAUCUUGUCAUUGGCUGGCGGGGCCUUCGCUGUGUACCUGAUGGUCCUGGCUGCCCACAGCCCGUGUCCUCCUUUGCAGGGGAAGACUGCUGGUGUGGUCUUAGUGGUGUCCUCCUGGAUUAUGUUUACGGGUCUCUUCUCCUACCUGAAAGUAGUGAUUGGUACUCUGCUGCACGAGGUGGGCCACGCCGGCCUUCUGUGGUGCGGCAUUUCCAUUCAGGUGGGCUCAUUGGUGGGCGCCCUUACCAUGUUCCCGCUGGUCAACGUCUAUCAUGUAUUUAAGCAGGCGCAGGAGUGUGUUGACUGCCCAUAAAGCCAGAAAAGAACAUUGUCACGUUGUAUUAUUUUUCAAUGUACACACGUCCUACGGCGGUGUCAGAUAGUUCUGAAGCUUAAGUAGGUCCAAACCGGUUAAUAAUAGUGGGAGUGUUGUGUUGCCACAUGCUGGCCGAGGGGCUGUUUCGUGCACUGAAAACACGAGAUUUGAACCUGUGCGGUUGUUUACAUUUUGAACUUGUGAUUCUAUUGCCUUAGGGACACAACCCCCCCACACCUCUUCGAUUAACCCCUUAAAUCUGCACUUUUUCCUUGAAUACAGGUAGUCCCUGGGUUUCGACGUAGUCGAGUUACGCGAUUUUAACUUUAUGACGCCGGCAUCUCGUCUGCCAUUUUGUCUCCAGUUGUGUUUUUUUUUUUUAAGUCUCAUAAACAGUACCUUAUUGUGCCUCACAGUAUUUUUUUUUUUACUUUACUUUGUUAAUAUGACGUCUUCUGGCUUCACUAAACGUGAAGUUGUUCAGCUUUACAGACUGCAAGCAGUUGUGCUUUUUGAAGCUUUUUAUUUAACUUUUGACAAUUUAAAGCUGUGACACAGAUAUGUACACUUAUGUUCAAAAUGACACGCUUUUUAACAAUAAAACACAACACAAAACAAUUGGUGUUCAAACGUCUAUCUAGUCUGAUCAAUAAAUACAUUUAGUGGAUUAAAUUAGUAUAAUUUGCCUAACAAAAGUCCUCGAGCUUAAAUGCUACAAAUGCUAACGUAUUUACAGUUCUCAUCGCAAAUCGCUCACACAUAGCUCCACAAACUAGCUCUAAACUUAAUUACAAAUGCAUGCACACACAUAUUAGCUGAAACAACUUGCAGCCUUAUAUGGGCCAUGCCAGAGCGCAGCUAUCCUUUAUCCAUGUCAGACAACUGAGUCAGCACCUCAGUCAUACAAAGCGACAGUCCAGCUGCCAAUGCUGCCACUAGGGGCAGUGUAUCCUCCAUCAUUAAACAAAAUACAAUACUUUUGACUUUUUGGAUCGUUAUUUUGAGAUUUAUCAGUACUCAAAGGGUUAAUUCCGACUUACCCGGAAAUUUGGGUUACGUCGCCAGCAUAGGGACGGAACUCGUGCGUAACCAGAGGACUACCUGUAUUACAUAAUCCUGCUGUACGAAUUCCCUCCAUCUUGUUUGAAAGAACUGUUGCUGUUUUGCUUGUUGUGUCGUGCCUCUACUUUAUUCUUCUUGUGCUAUCACAACAAUUGCAGCUGUACUACAGAACACACAAUAAAAAACUAAAGCACUCUGAGAGUGCAAACCUCCGCCUAAGCAGACAAAUUCAAUUGGGCCCUGUUAUCUUUGACCUCAUGACCCCAAAAUUUAAUCACCUCUUCCUUUUCAUAUUACAAAAAUAUCCUGUAAGUAUGAUAAUCUGUUAAUUCGUUUUUGAGUUAUUUUCAACAAAAACAUGCAGAACCGAAUAGAUAACGUCCGUAGGGUCCACCUACAAAUCUUCCUGUCCAUUCCUACAUUAUUUUUGAUGCUUUAAGUAGUUAUAACCUACAGUGGCUCAAAGAUGUCUCGAUCACAGUGUGCCUUACGUUACUUAUGUUUGCCAACAAGCUAAGUUUAAAAGUAAACAGGCAACAAUAGAGUUGUUUGCAAGUAACAUACACUAAUACAACAAGAAUGGUUCAAUCUUCAAAUCGAUUUGGAUCUGAUUUGCUCUUUCUGAAACGUAAACUGGAAUAGUCAUUUGGCGAAACAUCCCAGUUGACACAAACACUGCUGGUUUCAGCACAAGCAAACAAAUCAUGAUUUCCCCAGUUUUUUUUUUUUUUUUAAAUCGCAAUAAAAACCCAAACCAACUUGGAGGCUUUGUAGAAUGUUGCCAACUUGAAGGGCCAACUUGUGACAUUUUUUAAAUCAUGUUUAUGUUGUUACCUUUUUCAUACAUUGGCCUCGUUUGCCUUUUAAUGUCUGUAACGUCACAUGGCUGACGUGUCCGUUUUAUUGCUCUUUGGUUGUCACACACAAUGGUCAUAAGACCAUAUGGUAAAUUGUCAAAACAUUUUGCCACCAAUGUGACAACAUGUACAUCUUAAUUCCAAAAAAAAAAGUAAUCCUACUGAUGAAGUACAUUUAUUAAUAGCACACUUGCCAGCAUUUACUGUAAAGUGCCUGUGAUUAACUGCAAAUAAAGAUUUUUUGGGACAUUCCUUGCUUUCUUGUAGAUAUCUGCAGGCUUUGUUCUAACACAGACUGUCUUUUUGUCUAAGGUCCUAUCCAAGUAAUUUAACUUAUUUUAGCAAGUGUGUAUUUUGAGAGAAAAUAAAAGUAAUGGUUGC
This is a messenger RNA of Corythoichthys intestinalis (scribbled pipefish), 3982 nucleotides long. RefSeq names its product solute carrier family 52 member 2 (gene slc52a2). The record is from RefSeq and is a predicted model, not a curated record. Gene Ontology annotation, biological process: riboflavin transport. Gene Ontology annotation, cellular component: plasma membrane. The transcript has 5 exons. Gene Ontology annotation, molecular function: riboflavin transmembrane transporter activity. Lineage: Eukaryota; Metazoa; Chordata; Actinopteri; Syngnathiformes; Syngnathidae. The coding region runs from base 336 to 1679 and encodes 447 amino acids.